AUGAAAUACGGACUAGCCACCACAUCUUAUGAGGGUCCACUCGAAGAGUUGCCAUGCAAAGAUGACCUCGGUGCAUCACCUCUUGGUGAACAUGCAGCUGUCUACCAUCAAGGAAGCAGAAGGUCGAUCAAAGAAGGAGAAGAGCCCUAUCCAAUCGUUUCUGAACCUUAUGAAGGCCCACUCGACUAUGUGGAUCGUGAGAACGAUCUCGAGAGACUUCCAUUUGAGACCGAGCCAGCAACCGACAAGACCAAAGUCAAAGACAAAGUCGCUUCACCAACAACGCCGGAAGUUGAAGAGCCCAAGCAAUCUUGUCUAUCUCAAAGAGAACGUGCGAAUUUCGGUGAAUCC
This is a messenger RNA of Mesorhabditis belari, 351 nucleotides long. The record is from the annotation of a GenBank genome assembly. Lineage: Eukaryota; Metazoa; Nematoda; Chromadorea; Rhabditida; Rhabditidae.